CGCACACACACACACUCUUUCUUGUGGCAGGCACUCUGCUUUCCAGGACCUGCCACUCGUGGCGGACGCACCAGGACAGAGCCCAGGCAGCAGAGAGGUGGCUGAACCUGCACUGCUCCCACUGCCCCACUUGGAGCAGCUCCCACAGCUAGCUUUAAGGAGCCAAUUCCCACGCUGUGCUUGCCACUUGAGUAACUUUACUUUCUGCUGCUGCAGGAAAGAAGAGGUGCUGUGGACGCAGCCUCCUUGGCCUCUGGUUCCCAGGAAGACGGCACACUCACAACUCUGGAUUCUCACCGGUACCCCGGAUUCCUCCCUGGGAUGGGCCUCCCAGUGCCUGGCUUCAUCACAGGCCUGGCCCUGCUUCAGGUGCAGGAGGGAGGAUAAAGCAGGGUCGUGAGCGGCUCCCCUGGACCUGUCCCAUGGGCCUCUCCCCACACUUCCAACAUCUCUCUGUGCCUGGCUUAGCUGCCGCACUGCCUCCAAGAAUGAGUGGUGAUGUUCUCUAGCUGUCCCUGGCAACACUCGGCUUCCUGGAUACACUGCAGCUGGCUGGGAUUUGGGAUUUUCUCUUGAGAUAAACGGACAGCAUUGGCAGUCAGCUAUGACUGUCCAGAAACUUGUGGCCACAGCCGUGCUAGUGGCCCUUGUCUCCCUCAUCCUCAACAACGCAGCAGCCUUCACCCCCAACUGGGUGUACCAGACACUAGAGGAUGGGCGGAAGCGGAGCGUGGGGCUGUGGAAGUCCUGCUGGCUGGUGGACAGGGGCCGGGGAGGUGCAAGCCCCGGAGCCAAAGGCGGGCAGGAGGACACACAGGACUGCGAGACGCUGGGCUGGGGCUCUGAGUCGGCAGGCUUCCAGGAGUCUCGAGGCACCGUCAAACUGCAGUUCGACAUGAUGCGUGCUUGCAACCUGGUGGCCACAGUGGCGCUUGCUGUGGGUCAGCUCACCUUUGUCCUGGGACUCACAGGCCUGCCCCUGAUGUCACCAGAGUCCCAGUGUUGGGAGGAGGCCAUGGCCGCUGCUUUCCAGCUGGCAAGCUUUGUGCUGGUCAUUGGACUGGUGACCUUCUACAGAAUCGGCCCCUACACCAACCUAUCCUGGUCAUGCUACCUGAACAUCGGUGCCUGCCUUCUGGCCACUCUGGCAGCUGCCAUGCUCAUCUGGAACAUUCUUCACCGGAGGGAGGACUGUAUGGCACCCCGGGUAAUUGUCAUAAGCCGCUCCCUGACAGCGAGGUUCCGCCGUGGGCUGGACAAUGACUACGUGGAGUCUCCAUGCUGAGAGCACCCUUCUUAGGACUUUACCCAUGAACAGCUACUAUAACGGAAUAGUCUAGAAACCAAGAGACUCUCCCAGUCCCUGCUUGUGCAGAGGCAUGGGAUAUGUCUGGGCUACCUAUCUACACACAUGUACGAUACGCAUGUACAUUUACUAUGUUAUACAUGAAUAUGUUAUGUGUCUAUAUGUCAUGUGCACCACCCUAUUUCUUCCUCAGCCAGCACAUUGUGGCUUCACAUCAUACACGUUUUAAGGGUGGAGACUGAAAACUGAGGCAGAGGAGGAGGUGAUGUGGGCACCCUGCUCUUUGCCUUCUUUUGGGAUUAAUUUAUUCUGCAUUUGCUAGGAUGGCACCCCUGGUUACAUUCAUUUUCAUAACUGAAUAUGGAGGAAGUUUUUCAUGAGGUGUCCAUGGUAUUUCUUGAGUAAAUCAGAAUUUAUAAUCAGAUGGUAAUGGUUUUAUGCCAGAAUCAAGUUAGUAGUGUACGUUUUGCUCCUGAUUAAUUUUCUAAGUUAAA
Messenger RNA from Castor canadensis (American beaver), 1800 nucleotides. It is a transcript of the gene Tmem204, whose product is annotated as transmembrane protein 204. The record is from RefSeq and is a predicted model, not a curated record. NCBI's taxonomy places the organism in Eukaryota, Metazoa, Chordata, Mammalia, Rodentia, Castoridae. Gene Ontology annotation, cellular component: plasma membrane. Gene Ontology annotation, biological process: smooth muscle cell differentiation; regulation of vascular endothelial growth factor receptor signaling pathway; lymph vessel development.